AGAGAGGGAGAGUGAGUGAGUGAGUGAGUGAGUGAGACAGCAAGAGAGAGAGAGAGACAGAGAGAAGGGAAAAGAAGAGGGAGGCGGAAUGCAACAGGCUGAGCUCUAUCGUCACCGUGAGAGGGACUUCUGACUGACAAACACAGCUACUACUCUGCCUCCCAGCUCAUUUCUCCUCUGACUUACACCCUCGACAACCGACAACACACUCUGCGGCGUUUCCAUCCCAGCUGUGAGUCUGGACCUGGUCAGGUCUUGGUCACUUGGCUCCUGGUCUCUCUCCGGCUCUUCCUCUCUCUCUCACCAGCAGCCCUCUGGUGGAGAAGCCGGCAGCUGAGAGGCUGAAGAGGGUAGAGGAAGAGGAAGAGCGAGUAAAACAGCAAGACAAUCAGAGAGAGAAGUCACCUCAUCCAUCACCAGCACUUUUUUUACCAUGGCAGCCAACAGGGAGCAUCAAGUGCGUCACAUGACCACCUUCCCCCGCGCCAUGUUCCCGUUCACCUUUAACUCCAUGAGGAGCCACUCCCACUUUGACCUACUGGCCAGUAACCACCUUUUAGGCCGUUUUGGGGCUGACCUGCCCAAAGAGAUGGCUGCACUGUCGGUGGAGACCCAGAGCACCAGCUCAGAGGAGAUGGUGCCCAGCUCUCCUUCUCCUCCUCCUCCUCCCCGGGUCUACAAACCCUGCUUUGUGUGCCAGGACAAGUCCUCUGGUUAUCACUAUGGAGUCAGCUCCUGUGAGGGAUGCAAGGGUUUCUUCAGGCGCAGCAUCCAGAAGAACAUGGUGUACACAUGCCACAGAGACAAGAACUGUCAGAUCAAUAAAGUGACCCGUAACCGCUGCCAGUACUGUCGGCUGCAGAAGUGCUUUGAGGUUGGCAUGUCCAAAGAAGCGGUGCGCAACGACAGGAACAAGAAGAAGAAGGAUGUGAAGGAGGAGGUGGUGCUGCCAGAGAACUACGAGCUGAGCGGAGAGCUGGAGGUGCUGGUUAAUAAAGUCAGCAAAGCUCACAAGGAGACCUUUCCUUCUCUGGGCCAACUAGGAAAAUACACCACAAAUUCAAGUGCUGACCACAGAGUGCAGCUGGACUUGGGCCUGUGGGAUAAGUUCAGUGAGCUCUCCACUAAGUGCAUUAUAAAGAUCGUGGAGUUUGCCAAGCGGCUACCGGGCUUCACUACGCUCACCAUCGCUGACCAGAUCACCCUCCUCAAAUCUGCAUGUCUGGACAUCCUGAUGCUGAGGAUAUGCACUCGUUACACUCCAGAGCAGGACACGAUGACCUUCUCAGAUGGCCUGACUCUGAACAGGACACAGAUGCAUAACGCCGGCUUUGGUCCACUCACAGACCUGGUGUUUGCCUUCGCCGGUCAGCUGCUGCCGCUGGAGAUGGACGACACAGAGACGGGGCUGCUCAGUGCAAUCUGCCUGAUCUGUGGAGACCGCAUGGACCUGGAAGAGCCGGAGAAGGUGGACAAGCUGCAGGAGCCGCUGCUCGAGGCCCUGAAGAUCUACACCCGCCGCAGGCGCCCGAACAAGCCUCACAUGUUCCCGCGCAUGCUGAUGAAAGUCACAGACCUGCGAGGAAUUAGCACCAAAGGUGCAGAAAGAGCCAUCACGCUGAAGAUGGAGAUUCCAGGGCCGAUGCCUCCUCUGAUCAGAGAGAUGCUGGAGAAUCCCGACACCUUCGAGGACAGCAGCGACUCAGGGGACAGCGCCGCCUCCACCGCCGACGCCGCCACUGCCACCGCCCCUGCCCCCGCCCCCGCCGCUCCAGCCAUCAAGCAGGAGGAGAAAGCCACGGACGAGUCGGCCGUGGAGGAGGAAGAGGACGACGCGGAGGACGACUACUGGGACGAGGAGAGAGAGCGGGAGGCGGACAGUGACAGGGAGCUGUGGGGGGAGGCGGCGGUGGCGGCGGCCGCAGCAGCUACAGCAGCGGCGCUGGCGGCGGUGAAGAGAGCUGUGACUGGGAAAACACAGUGAGAGAGAGACAGAGAAAGAGAGAGAGAGAGAGAGAGACACGACGGUGCUGCAUCCUCCUCCAGAAAAGUCUGUCCACAACUUUUGACUGGUACUCUAUAUAUAUAUAUAUAUAUAUAUAUAUAUAUAUAACAAUUUGUUGGCAUACAGCACAUAUUUACAUAUACUGUACAUAUUCUGGGCUGAGAGGAGAAACGUGUUCAGUCUGGCGUGAGAAACACAGAGAGAAAUAAAGCACUAAGUAUCAGUGGAUUGAGGAAAAGAAAAAAAAGCACAUUUUUAAAAUCACUGUGCCAAAAACGAGACUUUCUGAAAAAGGUAUUUCAAAAGUGUUUUGUCCACACAGAGGAACCAGAGGACAGAAGAAAAUGCACUCCUCCGCUAAAUAUAAGGGCUAUGCUGUGUAUAAAGUUUGAUGGUAAAAGAAAAAAAGCAUUGAAACAACAGAACUUAACAUGGUGUCCGUUUGUCUUCUCAAAAUUCCUUUUAUUACUAUUCAGAGAUAUGCUUCUUAUUUUUUUAUUUUAUUGUAUGGUUUUCUGACGUACGUACACAUGUCUGUUUUGUUCUUUCGGGACUGUCUUCAUGCCUGUUUUCUUUUGAAUAUUUUGCCCCUCAGUCUUGCUUAUAUUUGACUGGACAUAUCUGUUGUUGGUUUUAUUUGUAUUUGUAAAAGCUUGUGUUUAUUUGUAUGCGUUUCACAGCAAAAAGAAGCAAUAGAAUCAGGAAGAAAAAAAAGCAAUAGGAAAGCAAGAGCAGGUCAUGAGCAGGACUCAAACUCACGGUUUGUAACUCAGUCUUUUAAACUCGGAACAUUUACGUGUCGUUGCUUCACAUUGUGUCAAAACAAAAUGAUAAUCAAAUAUUCCAAUUCACAAAAACAAAAGGGUACAAACUCGAAUCAGCACAGUCUCAGGUUGAUUAUAAAAGGGCCAAAUCUCAUCUGUCAACAGAGAUUUGAUUUAAAGAACCCAAACGUUGCCAUUUUUGCCGAAAGUAGAAAAGAUUUGUCUUGUUUUUUUACUACGAUGUACCAGGUACAGGUAAGCCAUACGAUCUCCAUGUUGUCAGAGUGGGCAAACACGAAUCAGCGUCGCAGAAGAAAAGCUGUUUACGUCACAGAAAACCUCAGGUGUGUGUGUGUGUGCGUGUGUGCGUGUGUGUGUGUGUGCGUGCUUGUGUGAGUGAUGUGCAGAUGUCAUGUUACUGUCAUUACUGCCAUAAGCAUUUAUGCAAAAACUCUUAAGAACUUGUUGUGUCUUGUAAAUGAAAGAAGACAGCGGGAAAUAUCAGAAAACGAGAAGAUGUUUGGUAUGAAAUCACUCACCCAAAGAUGUUUAGUUUGGACAGAAUCACAGACGUCACAGCGGAUCACAUGAAAGGACCUUUGUGUUCAUGGCUGCUGUAAUGAGUGAUGCAAAACACGGAUUAUGUCAUAAAUACCUUUUUUUAUUCGUUUUCUUUUCUCUUUGAGACAAUACAACUUUUUUAUGCAAUGUGUGCGUGUGAAAUAAGUCAGUAUUUGUGUUCUCCAUCAACACAUGGUGGCUCGACGUUGUAGAUACAGUGUGAGGAAUAAAGGAAAAAGGAACUCUUUAUUGUAAAGUGUUGAGCGGGGGGGGGGGCUGCCGGUGUGUGUUUGUUAAAAUGUGUCCUCAGUAACACACCUGAAGCCAUGAAGGACACGCAAGGUGAUUUAAGCAUGAAACAAUCAACUCUUGACGCCGUGAUGACGUCUCAGUCUGAGGUCGAACAGGAAACUGUCUUCAGUGUAGUCGCUCGCUCUGUUUCUCUUUCACACACACACACACACACACACACACACACGUCGUCAUCAUCAUCAUCAUCACUGCGUCUGCUGAUUCCACUCACUGUUAUUUAGUAUUUAAAACUGUUUAUACGUCAUAUAACCAUUAUAUUUUAGUCCAUAUAAGUCCAAUUUGAGCAAUCGGUGCAGUAAAAGUGUUGCUUUGAUGACACAGACCUGAGCUCAGUAUACAAAAGAAUAAUAUGUUUAAAAAAAAAAAAAGACCAAA
Solea solea (common sole) is the source of this 4017-nucleotide messenger RNA. Its product is annotated as retinoic acid receptor gamma-like. Bases 434 to 1984 code for a protein of 516 amino acids. The transcript is spliced from 9 exons. Lineage: Eukaryota; Metazoa; Chordata; Actinopteri; Pleuronectiformes; Soleidae. The record is from RefSeq and is a predicted model, not a curated record. Gene Ontology annotation, molecular function: RNA polymerase II cis-regulatory region sequence-specific DNA binding; nuclear receptor activity; nuclear glucocorticoid receptor binding. Gene Ontology annotation, cellular component: nucleus; transcription regulator complex. Gene Ontology annotation, biological process: cellular response to corticotropin-releasing hormone stimulus; regulation of transcription by RNA polymerase II; retinoic acid receptor signaling pathway.